Messenger RNA from Caenorhabditis angaria, 3619 nucleotides. Lineage: Eukaryota; Metazoa; Nematoda; Chromadorea; Rhabditida; Rhabditidae. The record is from the annotation of a GenBank genome assembly.
AUGCAAUCUUUUGAUAUUGAUUCAUUAAUCGGAAAUAAGGUAACUCCUAAUUUUUGUUUUGGAAAUAACUAAUUUCAAAUUUCAGAAUUUGACACCAACGCUAGCUGAAAUCGUUUCAAGAAACUCAUCAUUUUCUCCAAAUUUCGAGGAUAAUUCGGCCAACUCAUCAAGACAUCAUCCAUACGGUAAGUAGGCAACAUUUUUUGAGUGGGGAACUUUAUUUUUUUUUCUAUCGAAUCUAUUUUCUCCUAACUACAGUACCCAUUGUUUAAUAGUGUUAAAUUGAAACGAGAUAAUUGGUGAUAAUAAAAUAGAAUACAAUAAAAUGAAAAUGUUGCGUCGUUUUCCUUUUUUGUCCCAAUUAUUUCCAUCUAAUUGACACUAUUUUGUUUAUAAUCAUAAAAAUACAGUAACCAACACUUUUAUUGGUAACUUUUUGUUGAAAAAUUGAAAGUUUAUAAAUUUUCAAAAAUAACACAGAAAUGUCUGUAAUCCAAAAAAUGCGAUUUUUUUAUAACUCAAUUUUAAACCUCGAAAAAGGCACACACCUUUUAGUUCCCGUAACUCUUUCAAAAAAUUAGAAAGUUUUUGCUUCAAAAAAAUUUGCUAAUGGGGUGAUUCUGAUAGGCACUGGCCCCUAGACAGUCAGGUUCUGUAGCUACUUGGCAUAAGGCACCUUUUUAGUCACAUUGACUCACAAGGUGUGGCUUCUUGCCAGAGUUGAUCUCUAGACGUGGGUCCUAGACAAUCAGAUUCUCUAAGUUCAACAACUUGAAUAAUAUAUCUCAAACAAUAAAUUUUAAAAAUAAAAUUUUUGCAAAUUUUUUUCAUUUGGAAACUACAACCUUAAGUUAGAUGUGGUAUUUUUUGGAGGUCUCAACCAAUUUUUAAGUGCCUUGGUCCUAUUUCAAAUGUGGUCCUAAACCUCUUUUGGAAAAUCCGAUUCCCAUACCAAAAAUUCAAAAAAGCUCCGAAUUUCUCAUCUCAUCGCUUCUCAUCUCAUUUUCCCAAAAAAAAGAAGAAAAAGAAGCUCAUACCUAAUUUAGUGCUCAUUUCAAUCUCUCUCUCUUCAUUUCUCUCAUCAAUCUGUAUUUUGUCAUUUGUCAAGAGUGACUUGUUGUUCGAGGCGUCUGCUGUCAAUAAAUGACUCCUCAAAUUAGUAGAGAACACUAGUAGUGUAUGUCUAAUUAGCAUAUUGGGCAGAGGUUUUUUUGGCGGAUUAAAAUGAGCGAUUAUUGGUGGGGAUUUGGGAAAUGGGAGAGUUUCUAAAGUUAGUGGGAAACAUUGAAAAACAAGGUUAUUGAUUAGAAAAUUUUGUGGACAAUAAAUUAUAUGUUCUAGAAAAAAAAUAGAAAAAAAAAAUAGAAAAAAAAUAGAAGUUCUGCUGAACUUGAGAACACGAAAAAAUAUUCCCAGAACUGAAAAUAUGAAAUUUUAAGUAGAGUUUUUCACGAAUUUUAGAAAUGAUUUCCAAAUCUUGCGUGAAACUUUCACGCAUUUAAAUUUAAAUUCAGAUCAAAAACAAUACUUUUCCAAAUUCAUGCCCGAACUUAUUCCAUCCUCUUCCUUUUCCCCCGGAAAUUACCAAAUUAGUUAAUCGUAUUAAUUACCUUCCCUUUCACUCAUUUGUGCCCCAAUUAAAUUGGUGUCAUAAAUGGGUGUAUAUGCGUGGAAUAUAUUAUAUGUAUGUGUGUAUUUUUUUAUUUGCGCUCAUAAAAUCGGUAUUAUUUUGUUACAACAAUUUAGAUAAUUGAGCAAUGUUUUAUUUUUGAUACAUAUUUGAAAUUAAUUUUUUACUUACUUCUUUUUUGACGCAAAGAAGGAAAUAAGGAAAAAGGGAAUUAUUAUAAUAGAAAAAUUAUUAUUAUUUUUCAAUUCAAUCGAGUGGAAAAUGAAAAAAGAAUUAUGUUUUGAUGAGCACAAUUUUUUAUUCGAAACUAAUUAUUUUGCAGAUCGAGAUGACAGUCAAAUGCGAAGAUAUCGAACUGCUUUUUCACGCGAACAAAUUGGAAGACUUGAAAGAGAAUUUGCCAAGGAGAAUUAUGUCAGUCGGAAAACGAGAGGAGAAUUGGCUGCAGAGUUGAAUUUACCUGAGGGGACUAUUAAGGUAUGCUUUAAAAAAUAGUGUUGGACAUUUAUCACGUCAUAAGUGAUACUCAAAAAAUUGAAUUUCACCAAGGAAAUAUUUACUAGGAAGAAAUAUGAGUCUAAAAAUUACAGUCCAACUCUUUAUUUUUGUCAAAUUCAUGGGUGAAUCGAAGAAUUACGUGAAAACUUCAGAAUUGCAGAUUAUUUCAUGAUAAAGAUCUAUACAAAUUUCACUUGAACCAUGACGUUGACAAUUAGUUCUGCGGUCUUCAUUUACUAUUCUAAAUUUCAAUAAAUCUCAAGGUAACUUGGCUCAAAACUGUAAUUUUCAGAUUAAUUUGAAAAUUUUCAACAAUAUAUUGAGAAGGUUCCCUUGAUAGAUAUUGUGUUCCAAGUUCAUUUUCAAACACAAAAAAUGCCAUCGAAGAUUUUCAGGUUUUUGUUUUGAAAUCUUAAUUAUACACCCUGAAACCUUCAUUUCUAAUUGUCCCUAUUUUCAAAACCACGUUUGCCAAAACUUUGUUUCUCACAGGCUACCGUAACCCGAGCUCUUUUCCGCCCGCCUCUUUCCUUCCACGUUUCUCUUUCUCUUCAUGAUUUCUACCGUAAUCCAUUUUUUUGGGGCGAACCUCUUCAAUGCCAAAUCAUUUGUCGCGCAUUUUUCGCCUCAAAUCAUUCUUUUUUGCUCGUCUUUCUCUUUACUCUACAAACUAAUUCCCCUGAGAUAAUAAAAAGAGGCCGGCGUGGUUUGACAUAUGAGAAAAGACUAAGAAAAGGAUGAAGCUGAGAUACAACUAAAAUAUUCUUCUUAUGAAUUUGGAAUUUGGAAUCUCAUUUGGGUUCCAGGAUCUUACAGUAAUCCGAAUUGAAUUAUAAGAAAAAUCUUGAAAUUUAUGAAUCUUUGUGUGCUUUUUUUGAUAUCAAAGAGAAAGGUCGCAAUAAAUUAUUUUUUGGAAAAGGGAAAGAAAAUUGAAAGAAGCUAGAGCAAGAUUUUUAAUUGAAAAAAAAAUAUGGAAAUUGAAAAUUUAUUACAAUUUUUGCAGGUUUGGUUCCAAAAUCGGAGAAUGAAAGAUAAAAGACAAAGAAUUGGUGGAAUUGGAUGGCCAUUUCCACCACAAAUGGCUGCUUAUAUGUUGAACCCAUUUGCAUAUGAAAUGUGGAUGAAAACUGCAGCUUCGCAGUUUUCACAAUAUCCGAAUAACAAUAAUAGUAGUAGGUUAGUUGGAAAGUGAACUAUGACGUGGCAAGCAUUAAAAAUCCAUCAUUUGAUUUUGGAUCUCUACAUCUAACAAUAAGCACCCAAUUUUCCAGCUCGACAUCUUCAUCUUCUCCACCUCAACUCCUAAAUCCUGGAUCCGCCUCCCUGAUCAAUCAAUUUUUAUCAUCUCCAACAACUCAAAGUUCACCGGAAGAAAAAGAGAAAAAUAAAAACGAGGAAAAUAUUCCAGAAGUCAAAAACAUAGAAAAUGUGGAUGAAAAACCUUUGAAUUUCUCGAACAUCAAUCAAUCAAUAAGUCCAAAAUCAGUCUAG